UGAGGACAGGAGGCCCUAGACCCAGGAGCCUCCUUUCAGGAGAUAGGACCCUGCGUCCACAGCAGCUGCCAUUUUUCUUCAAAAAUUUGGUACGCCAGGUGAGUGGGGGUGGGGAUGAUGGCACAGCACAUCUGAGCAUCCUCCCAUUGUCAACAGAGAAGGUCCACAUUAGAACCUGACACCCGGACCACAGGCUGGCACAAUGCGCGUGGUGGUGAUCGGAGCGGGCGUCAUCGGGCUGUCCACUGCCCUCUGCAUCCAUGAGUGCUACCGCCCAGUACUGCAGUCACUGGAUGUGAAGGUCUACGCGGACCGCUUUACCCCGCUCACUAGCACCGAUGUGGCUGCCGGCCUCUGGCAGCCGUACAUCUCCGACCCCAGCCACCCCCAGGAGGCGCUUUGGAACCAGCAGACCUUCAACUAUCUCCUGAGCCACAUCAAUUCUCCCAACGCUGCAAACAUGGGCCUGGCCCUAGUCUCAGGCUACAACCUCUUCCGUGAAGCUGUUCCGGAUCCUUACUGGAAGGACAUAGUUCUGGGAUUUAGGAAGCUGACUCCCAGAGAACUGGACAACUUUCCCGAUUAUAGCUAUGGCUGGUUCAACACAAGCCUGAUUCUGGAGGGGAGGAGGUAUCUGCAGUGGCUAACUGAAAGGUUAACUGAGAGGGGAGUGAAAUUCUUCCUGCGGAAGGUGGAGUCUUUUGAGGAGGUGGCAAGAGGAGGCGCCGAUGUGAUUAUCAACUGCACUGGGGUGUGGGCUGGGGCGUUGCAACCAGACCCCCUGCUGCAGCCAGGCCGGGGGCAGAUCAUUAAGGUGGAUGCUCCUUGGAUAAAGCACUUCAUUAUCACCCAUGACCCAGAGAGAGGCAUCUACAAGUCCCCGUACAUCAUCCCGGGGAUCCAGGCAGUGACUCUUGGAGGCAUCUUCCAGCUGGGGAACUGGAGUGAGACAAACAAUAUCCAGGACCACAACACCAUCUGGGAAGGUUGCUGCAGAUUGGAGCCCACACUGAAGGAUGCAGAAAUUGUUGGUGAAUGGACUGGCUUCCGGCCAGCACGUCCCCAGGUUCGACUAGAAAGAGAACAACUUCACUUUGGAUCUUCAAACACAGAGGUCAUCCACAACUAUGGCCAUGGAGGCUACGGGCUCACCAUCCACUGGGGCUGUGCCCUGGAGGUGGCCAAGCUCUUUGGGGAAGUCCUGGAAGAAAGGAAUUUGCUCAAAAUGCCACCAUCCCACCUCUGAAGUCACCAGUGACCACCACUCCCCUGACCGAAACCCCCUGCUCCCCUCGGCCAACUAAUCAAGGUGCUCCUUUGCUUAUUCCCCACCCCUAUCCUGGCUCCUUUCCGCAAGAAGCCCAAGACGAGAGGAAAACACAAGGUCAACUCCUGGAGGCGAGUCUGGCUCUACUUGGGGGCCCCUCUGAUGGUUGAGGUCUCUCCACCCUCUCUGGGCCCGACGUUACCAAGAACAGCUGGAGGCUGUUGUCCUGUGAGUCCUCAGAAGGAAGGAAAGCUCAGAAAAUCCAAGAGGUGAGCAGAAAACUGAGGAUAGUUGAGGUUAAGAAUCCUGAUGACAAGUCACACUAACACAUUAAAGGCUCUGAAAAGUCCUGCAGCAAAGACACCUAACCUAUGCUGUUUAGUCUGGUCUUCUUAAACUGAUCUGGCUAUGGAAACCCUUUUGCCCAGAGCACCACGGCCACAGAAUGCACUUGAGGCAAUGCUGCAACCAAUUUCAUCACGAUAAGUUACAGGUAGGACCAGAAGGUAGAGGAGGGAGAAGAGGUGAGGCAUUGAACUAGCCACACGUGACGUCUCUUCCACAUCCAGGACUCCUAAUGGCAUCAGCUGCCCACUGAGUGGCCCCUGUGACCAUUGAGAAGGGGUCCCGGGAGGGAUGAGCCCACAAGGAACCCCUUCAUAGAGAACUAAACUCACCAAGCAUACUCCAUGUUUGAGAGGGCAAUGGAGGGCCGAUGUAACAUCUUUACCUUUUGGCGGGAACCCUCUGAGAUGGCUGACUGGCUUCCAGAUGUUUCUGAAUGAGCCCAGUAGGCACCUUAGCAUCUUCAUCCCUAAUUAUCUGCCUCCACCUCUGAGGUUGAACUUUCAUCUGUCUGGGGUUAUUGUGAAAGAUCAGAUUGGAGAAGUCUUCCUGCGUUUGCGACCAGUGGCACCCUAAGUGCUGUGAAGAGGUCUUGGUUGACCCACACCAUCUACGUCCACACCAUUACUGUCUGUUUCUUUCCAUGUCAUUUCAACCAAUGGGUUCUUUGUGAAGCAUCUGCCAUGAUUUCGGCUGGCACUAAGCUAAGUGGGGUGAAGCAGUCCAAGAUCUCAAAAUUCCUGUCCUAAUAAUGAUGAUGGUAAUU
Molecule: messenger RNA, 2378 nt
Organism: Vicugna pacos (alpaca)
Lineage: Eukaryota; Metazoa; Chordata; Mammalia; Artiodactyla; Camelidae
Source: RefSeq, a predicted model, not a curated record